GCCCCGGCUGCCGUAACCCGCAGUGGGCGUGUCGCACCAUAGCCACGCCCCCUCCCCAUAGCACCUCCCUCGUUGUCCCACAUCACCCCGCCGCUCGCUCUGCAGUGGGCGCGGCCAACAGUGGCACCUCCCCUCGAAACCCCGCCCCCGUUCUCUUCCCCCGCCCCCUCGGCUCUGCAGUGGGCGCGGUCAAACCUGGCCCACCCCUCCCGCCCCCUAGCUCCGCCCCUGCCCUGUUAGCCCCGCCCCCUUCGCCCACCGGCUCUGCAGUGGGCGUGGCCCCGCGCCUGCCGGCCCCGCCCCCACGCGGUGCCCGAGCCCGGAAGAGGCGGAGCCGCGGGAGCCGGGAGGCCGGGGCGCGGGGCGCCGGCCAGGCCAUGGCGGGCGCGGGCCCGGGGCCGGGGCUGCGGUGGGCGCAGGCGCUGGGGGCGCUGGCGCUGGCCCGGGCGCGGCGCGCGGCGCUGCACACGGCCGUGCUGGUCUGCGUCCUGCUGCUGCUGCUCUGGGUCUCCGUCUUUCUCUACGGCAGCUUCUACUACUCCUACAUGCCCCCCGUCAGCUUCGCCAGCCCCGCGCACUUCCGCUUCAGGUCGGACUGCGGGGCACCCGGCCCUGAGCUCUGCUCCUUCCCCGUCGCCAACGUCUCCCUGGUGAAGAGGAACCGGGACCGGGUGCUGAUGCCGGGGCAGCCCUACCGCAUCUCGCUGGAGCUGGAGCUGCCCGAGUCGCCGGCCAACCGCGACUUGGGCAUGUUCAUGGUGGCCGUGACCUGCUACGCCAAGGGCGGGCGCACGGUGGCCAUGUCUGCCCGCACUGCAAUGCUGCACUACCGCUCGACGCUGCUUCGCGUGCUGCACACCUUGGCCUUCGCCGUCUUCUUCCUCACCGGCUUUGCGGAGCAGAAGCAGACUCUGGAGGUGGAGCUGUACAGCGAGUACCGCGAGGACUCGUACACCCCCACGGUCGGCGCUGUCAUCGAGAUCCAGAGCACGCGGGUGCAGAUCUAUGGGGCCCAGCUCCGCGUCCACGCCCACUUCACGGGGGUCAGGUACCUGCUGUACAACUUCCCCGUCACCUCGGCUGUGCUGGGGGUCGCCAGCAACUUCACCUUCCUCAGCGUCAUCGUGCUGCUCAGCUACCUGCAGUGGAUCUGGGGCAGCGUCUGGCCCCGUGAGCCCCUGCCCGGCCAGGUGAACCUGCAGGAGGAUUCCCGGCGACGUGUCGUCACCCCCAUGCCUGCCGCAGGCUCGGAGGGCACUGACCUAGAGCUGAAGCAGCCCCCAGAGGAGGGUCCCGAACCCGAACCGUGGGAGUGCCCUGAGGGUGCAGCUGCCCUACAGUCAAAGGAGACGCUGGAGACCCUUGGCCCCGAAGGCAACCGGAGCCAGGAGCCGGAGCCUGGCGAGGAGCCUGGAUUCGAGGCCAUGGACCGGUCGGCGCUGGAGGCUGACGUCAAGCUGCCCCCCCGGGGGGGCUCGGAGCCAGGGGCAGGGGCCUCGCUGCGUCAGAGACUUGCCUGCUCCAGCUUCUGAGCCCCCCACCCCAGGGGUCUCUGCUCACAUUCCCACCCCUGCCCUCCACCCCCCAGCCUGGGAACAGUUGGGUCAUUAAUAAACCACCCGACCUGCUACUGA
Messenger RNA from Alligator mississippiensis (American alligator), 1634 nucleotides. It is a transcript of the gene BSCL2, whose product is annotated as BSCL2 lipid droplet biogenesis associated, seipin. Gene Ontology annotation, biological process: lipid droplet organization; lipid storage. Lineage: Eukaryota; Metazoa; Chordata; Crocodylia; Alligatoridae. The transcript has 11 exons. The coding region runs from base 378 to 1532 and encodes 384 amino acids. The record is from RefSeq and is a predicted model, not a curated record. Gene Ontology annotation, cellular component: endoplasmic reticulum membrane.